This is a messenger RNA of Paramecium tetraurelia, 3384 nucleotides long. RefSeq lists its product as uncharacterized. Gene Ontology annotation, molecular function: zinc ion binding; nucleic acid binding. The record is from RefSeq and is a predicted model, not a curated record. NCBI's taxonomy places the organism in Eukaryota, Ciliophora, Oligohymenophorea, Peniculida, Parameciidae. The transcript has 6 exons.
AUGAUCUCAGACAUCUUUAUUGAAUUUGAGUAAAGUUAUAAUGUCGAUCAGAAUUAGGCAGAUCAAAAUCAAAGUCAUAUAGAUGAUUCUCAGAAAAAAAGUCCUGGUGGGCCUGCUCGAUUUACUAAAAAAGUAGAUCCAUUGGAUGAAGGGGAUAACCCUAUCCAAUCACCUUCAAUUGGAAGUUAAAUCAUUGAUAAUCCUCUGUCUUCAAGGUAGGAUAAGGCUUUAGAACUUUAAAAAUUAUCGAUGUCCCAUCAGGAUGCAAUAAUCGAGGAAAAUCCCUUGGUUUUAACAUCAAAACUCGAAAUAAAUAAAGAAUCAAAUGAUACUAAACUCAAGAACACAGCCCAAAUAAAUAAUUCUUCAUAGAUUAACAAUUUCUUAAGAUUAGUAAUUGCCAAAAGCUCGUUCAAUAGAUUCAUUGAGAAUUUAUUACAAAAGUCAUAUGUGAAGAAAUCUCAUCAUUUUAGCGAUUACCAAAGAAGUUUAAUGGAUGAUCUUAGAUAUUUAUAUUCACACAAAAAAGUCAAAAAAAAUUGCCUUUAAAAAAUAUGUAAACGUCUGAAAUUUUUCCCGAUAUUGGAUCAAAGCAGCAAUCUUGUGAUAGGAUGGCAAUUUCUGCACAUUCUCACCACAAUAAUUGUAUUUUUUUGGACUCCCUUUAAUAUUUCAUUUGGUGUAACCUACUAAUAAAAAGUGUUUGGGGAACUGACAGUAAAAAGUGUUGAAAAGUUUUUUCUCUUCAGCAUCCUAAUUGACAGUUUUGUUGUUAUUAAUACUUCCAUCAUAGAAAAAGGAGUGAUAAUACGAUCAAGAAGGAAGAUUUUUAUAAAUUACCUAAAUAGCUAGGGAAUUUAUGAUUUGUUGUCAUUCGUAGCACUUCUGGUUGGAAUCGAGAAUGAGAUAGACAGUUCUCAUGAUAGAUUGGGAUGGCAGAUAUGUCCAUAUUUAAUUUAUUAUUGUAGCAGAUAAUUUAAGCUUUAGGAUAGAGUUCGAAAGUUGGAAGAAUUCUUUCAUUUUACUGGUUUAUAUUAAGAUUUCAUAGAAUUGGUUAAAUUGUUAUUCAUGGUUAUUUAUGUAGGACAUCUAUUUGCUUGUUUAUGGCAUGGGGUUGCAUAUUAUUAGUAGGGUCAUCGUUAAACAUGGAUAGACACCUAUGUUUAAGACCCUGAUAUGUUUCAAAAAUAUAAUUAUGCUAUAUAUUGGGCUGUUUAAACUAUGAUUACUGUGGGAUAUGGGGAUUUGACACCUUAGAAUCAAGCAGAGAGAAUUUGUGCAAAUUUUAGUAUGUUUUUGGCUUGCGGUGUUUUUGCAUUUUCGUUUAAUUCAAUAGGUUUGAUGCUUACCAAUCUAAAUUCCAGAUAUGUGUUAUAUAAGAAAAGCGUAAAUCUAUUGAAUUAAUAUUUAAUAAAAAAUCAAAUUCAGACAGAGUUGUAACAACGAAUUAGAAAUUACUAUGAUUAUAUAUUCGCAGAGGAACAGGAGAUUAAUGAUGAAGAGAUUUCACAGAUUAAAUCAAAGUUAUCAAAUAGUUUAUUGGAGGAACUGAAUUUCGAGAUUAGACACAACGUAAUGAGAACAAAUACAUUGCUAGCCAAAUUCUCUUAGAAAACACUAAAAUUACUAUCUUUGGUGAUGGAAGAAGUAAGAUUUUCACCUGAGGAUUAAAUAAUUGUGUAAGAUACUAUUGAUGAUGCAGCUAUGUACAUGAUAACCAAAGGAACAAUUUGCAUCUAAUUUUAGGAUCUCAACGAUGAGAGUAAUAGUAGAGAGUUAUCGUAUUUGAGUAAAGGAGAUUCUUUUGGAGAAUACGCUUUCUUUACAGGAAUGCCUAGAACUGCAUCUGCCAAGAGUGUAGGCUUUGCUAGAGCAUACAAGAUUUCAAGGUUGCAUCUAUUGAAUGUUUUGGCGUAAUUUCCAUUAGACAUGGAAAGAUUUUGUGAAGUGAGAGAUAGCAUUCUGGAGAGUAACAAUUACCAACCUGCUAAGUUGAGUUGCUAUUCGUGUAGCAAAUUCACUCAUCUCAUCAAGGAUUGUCCUGUUUUGCAUUAUGUUGCUGAUCAGGAAAGAGUCCUUAAGAAAGAGAAUUAUCCAUCUCAAUAAGAAAGGAAUUGCAAAUAUGAAAGAAGAAAGGCUAGUAGAAGAAAGUAUCAUACACUUAAGGAGUCUAAAAUAAAUCAUAAAAUUGUGAAAGAUUUCCAAACCAAUUAUGCAUUUGAUAAUGCCUCUUAUGAGGAUGAGGAAUUUGAGGACUCUCAAAGUGAAUUAGCUGUCUCUCCCUAGGAGUAUUCCUCAUAAACUAAGAGUCUCUCUAGAUUGUCUAGACAACAGUCUCAAAAUAGGAGUCAAUCAUAAGACAACCAUCUUCAACCGAUUUAAGAAAGUGAUAGUUCAAAAGAUAGUGGAGGUAUGCAGAAUCCAAGAGUGAAAUAACCCAAAUAAAAAAAUCAAACUGCUGGCUUCUUUGUUUCAGAUUCAAUUAAUAAUAAGUUGGCUUCCAUCAAAGAAGAAUAACUAACUGAUUCAAUCUAAGAUAGAUAACAGCAAUCAUCGAUCAAUAUCUCAAUAUCGAAUCUUCAGAAAUUAGAUGAUUUCAGAUUUUCCUAAAUGAUUGAUUAGCAUUAGUAAUCAAAUAAUGAGAAUCAGAAAUAACUUCAUUAAAGAAAUAGCUAAAUAAAGAAAGUAAAGAAGAUUGAUUCUCAAAAUAACAUUCAAUCUCAAACUUAAUUAGAACAUAGAGAAAGAGGGCAAUCGUUUUCUAAUCAAAUUAGGAAAUGCCGAUUGUCAAAGGACACUAGAGAAAUUUCAUAAGAGUACUAGUUUCCAGAUAAAAGAGAACUAUUCAAAAAGCGGUCCUCUAAAACAAAUCUUACAAAAACUACGAAAACUCUAAGAACUUUAAAGAUCCAAGAUAAUCCAUCUCAGACUCAAAAUUAAGAGAUGUCUGUUCCUGUUUUCGAUUGCUCUUGUCCUUCUUAAUCGAUGGAGUUGGAAAAUUUUGAAUAGAUGAAAAACUUUCGGUUUUAUUUCAGUUGGAACAACCCUUGUGUGGUUGUACCCAGAGCCUUUAGGAUUCUGAAGAUGAAUAUAGACAAAAGAAAGAACUUUGGGAAUAACUUCUCAUUGUAUACCUUUAAUAAUUUGGCUAUGAACAAGGCUUUGAGAAUCAAACGAAAAUUAAAAUUAAUCGAUGAUCCAUUUCAAGAUGAAAUCAAUACCAAGAAAUCCAAACACGCAUCUAAAAUACCACGGUAAACCAGGAUUGGGAAUAAGAGGAACACUUAACAAUCAGACUUUGGUGGUUUGCAUCCUGAAAAAGCAUUCCACGGAACUCAGAUCUCUGUUCAUAAGACAAAUCUUUAUGAAUUUAAAAACAAUUGA